UUCUUCUUCUAUUGCGGCGCAUUGAAACCCUAGUUUAAACACAGAACAUCAAUCUUCAACAUCUAGUCGUCUUUGAAUCCUCUCUCUGUAAGCUCGAGGCGGCGGCGAUGGGCUACUCUCCGAUACCCAUCGUCUUCUCCACAUGAAAUUCAAUCCUUUUUCUCUAUACCCUAAACCCUAUUUCUCUUUCUUCACCAGAAUCAAACAUCUUCCCCUCCUUCCAAACCCUUCUUUAUCAUCAAUGGCCGCUUCGAUAACAACCCAAAUCGCCCUUCCCUCUGAAUCUCCCGAUCUCGACGACUGCCUUUGCGCCGGAUCUCCUCACUUGACCAUCGAAGAUGAUCAGAAAUCAUUCCAAGAAUCGGAUAACAGCAACUCUAAUUUAACAAGCCCUAGUCGAUCCCUCAUCGUCAGCGGCGAAUCGAGGAUUGAGCGAGCCUGGGCACACUGGAAGAAUCUAGGACAACCCAAGUUGAUUGUAGCGCCGAUGGUGGAUAAUUCCGAGUUACCAUUCCGUAUGCUCUGUAGGAAAUACGGCGCAGAAGCUGCUUAUACUCCGAUGCUUCACUCCCGUAUCUUCUCCGAGAACGAGAAGUAUCGUUCUCAGGAGUUCACCACGUGCAAGGAAGAUCGUCCAUUAUUUGUUCAAUUCUGCGCAAAUGAUCCUGAUACCUUGUUAGAAGCAGCUAGAAGAGUUGAGCCUUACUGUGACUACGUUGAUCUUAACUUAGGUUGUCCACAGCGUAUUGCAAGGAGAGGGUAUUAUGGAGCUUUUCUAAUGGACAAUCUUCCUCUUGUUAAAUCGCUAGUAGAAAAACUGUCUUCCAACCUAACAGUCCCAAUCUCUUGCAAGAUCCGAGUUUUUCCAGAUUUACAAGAUACAAUAAACUAUGCCAAAAUGUUGCAGGAAGCUGGUUGUUCACUCUUAGCAGUUCAUGGACGAAGAAGAGAUGAAAAGGAUAUGAAGAAAUUCCGUGCGAAUUGGGAUGUGAUCAAGGCGGUUAAAGAAGCAGUUCAAAUCCCUGUUCUUGCAAAUGGGAAUGUAAGACACAUGGAGGAUGUUGAUAGCUGUUUGAGGGAAACUGGAGUAGAGGGUGUUCUUUCGGCUGAGUCUUUAUUGGAGAAUCCGGCUUUGUUUGCUGGUUUUCGAACUAGUGGAUGGGCAAUGAAUGGUGGGAAUGAGAUAGAUAGGGGUCUUGAUCAGGGUGAGUUGGUUGUUGAGUAUUUGAAGCUCUGUGAGAAGUAUCCUGUUCCAUGGAGAAUGAUACGUUCUCAUGUUCAUAAGCUUCUUGGUGAAUGGUUUAAAAUUCAUCCGGAAAUAAGAGAGGAUUUGAAUCAACAGUCGAUUCUGACGUUUGAGUUUCUUUAUGGUUUGGUUAAUCGAUUGAGACAAAAGGGUACAAGGAUACCACUCUACCAUACAAAACAGUCUACUGAAAAUGGAGCUAUUAGUAGUGCUGCUGCAUAAUAUACAGAUUCGUUGACACAACCAUUCAUUGACAAAACUUAGGUAUGUAUGCUGGUUUUUAUGAAUUCUUCCAUUUUUGUUGUAUUUUAUUUCUUCUUCAAUCAUUGCAUGAAUAAAAAAACUUGAUAAAACUUCAAUUUCAUAUAAUUAAAUAGCUAAAUUUCUCUGUUUUAUGUCCAACAACAAAACAUAAAUCUUGAAGAACAAUAUAUCAUAGAAUGAUAUCCAAUGUUUUUAUUUUCCCCACUA
Molecule: messenger RNA, 1717 nt
Organism: Impatiens glandulifera
Lineage: Eukaryota; Viridiplantae; Streptophyta; Magnoliopsida; Ericales; Balsaminaceae
Product: tRNA-dihydrouridine(16/17) synthase [NAD(P)(+)]-like
Exons: 2
Coding region: 143-1468 (441 amino acids)
Biological process (GO): tRNA processing
Molecular function (GO): flavin adenine dinucleotide binding; tRNA dihydrouridine synthase activity
Source: RefSeq, a predicted model, not a curated record